Molecule: messenger RNA, 5484 nt
Organism: Paramisgurnus dabryanus
Lineage: Eukaryota; Metazoa; Chordata; Actinopteri; Cypriniformes; Cobitidae
Source: RefSeq, a predicted model, not a curated record
GAGCUUGAUGUAAUGUGACACUGUAAGUCUGAUCUGCUGCUGGUCUCGCACAUCUACACCAGAGAACGAACAGAAGAUACUUUACACAACACAUCGGAUAUUAUCAGUCAUCCUCCAGCACGAUUCAUCGAAGCUGAGGGUUAAUGGCCGGGUCGUAGGACCACAGAAGGUCCUGCAGGAUGAAUUCUCUCCCGUCCAUGGACCGACACAUCCAGCAAACCAAUGAUCGGUUGCACUGCAUCAAACAGCACCUGCAAAAUCCAGCAAACUUCCAGACGGCGGCAUCAGAGCUGUUGGAUUGGUGUGGAGAUCCACGAGCCUUUCAUAGAUGCUUCGAGCAAAGCCUGAUGGGAUGUCUAACGGUGGUGAGUCACGUGUCAUGUCAGCAGGGUUACGACAUGGAUCUGGGGUAUCGACUGCUGGCAGUUUGUGCAGCAAAUAGGGACAAAUUCACCCCUAAAUCAGCAGCUCUGUUGUCCUCAUGGUGUGAAGAUCUGGGUCGACUUCUAUUGCUGCGUCAUCAGAAGACACGACAACCAGAUCCAUCAGUGAAGACCACCAUACAAACCAACAUGAGCAAUAUGAAACCAUUGUCUCAUGGUGAUUCACCAUUUCAAUAUGACUCUGUUUCCUGGCAACAAAACCCCAAUCAAGCGUCUGGUUCUGUCUCUGUGGUGACUACAGUAUGGGGAGUGACCAACACUACACAGACUCAAGUGUUAGGGAACCCUAUGGGCAGCCCAAACAAUCAUAUGAACCCUGGAGGUAAUGUUGGCAUGAACUCAGGACAGUUUUCUGGUCAACAGUUUUCUUCUAAGGGUCCCAGUCAAGCGUACAUGCAGCAGGGGAUGUACGGGCGACCAAACUACACCGGUUAUGGGGGCGGUCCUAACCCUGCAGGUGGGAUGGGCAUGCCUCCACAGACACGCCCACAUUCUGACUACAGCCAACCAGCUGCCGCCGCUGCGGCCGCUGCAGUGGCUGCUGCUGCCGCUACAGCAACCGCCACUGCGACGGCAACGGUCGCCGCCCUACAGGAGACGCAGCACAAGGAUAUGAAUCAGUACGGCCCGAUGUGUUCCUCCUUUCAAAUGGGGCCCAACCAGGCAUACAGUACUCAGUUCAUGAAUCAGUCCGGUCCACGGGGACCCCCUGCCCUCCCCAGCGCCGUAUCUCCAGGAGCCAUGAACAUGGGUCAACCCCGACAGAUGAUGCAAUACGGGGGUCACCCUCAGCGGAUGCCCCAGCAGGGCUAUGGGACCGGUGGUCCACGACCCAUGCAGGGAGUAAAGAGACCGUAUCCAGGAGAGAGUAACUAUGGAGGGCAGCAGUAUGGACCGAAUGGUCAGUUUUCUUCUCAGCAGGGCCAGUACCCCAAUCCUACCGCCAACAGGGCCCUUACCUCACCCCAUUACCCACUGCAGAGAACGCCAGGACAACCCGGGACCCCCUUACAGUACCCGUCUGCCGGCACGGGCCAGUUUUACAAGGAACCCAGUAACAACUUCAACCCAGGAAACUUUCAUUAUAACCAUUCUAACAUGAACGGGCCUUCUCAGCCAAUGGGCAACAGUUAUCCUCACUCACCAUUACCAGCCAACCCUACCUCCCCCGUGACACCAGGAAAUAAUAUUCCUCCAUAUCCGUCACCGAUCCAGGACAUUAAACCUCAGAUACCUCCUGAUAUCAAACCCAACAUAAACACACUUCCACCUCCUCCAGGUAACACGAGUGAUGAGCUUCGUCUGAUGUUUCCAGUUAGAGACGGCGUCGUCCUAGAACCAUUUAGACUUGAACACAAUCUGGCUGUCAGUAAUCACAUCUUCCACCUGCGGCCCGUUGUACACCAGACCCUUAUGUGCAGGUCUGAUCUGGAGCUUCAGUUUAAGUGUUAUCAUCAUGAAGACAGACAGAUGUUCACUAACUGGCCUGCGUCGGUGCAGGUCAGUGUUAACGCAACACCUCUCACCAUCGAACGAGGAGAUAAGACUACCCAUAAGCCUUUGCAUCUAAAACACCUGUGUCAGCCGGGCCGCAACACCAUCCAGAUUACAGUGACCGCGUGCUGUUGUUCGCACUUGUUCGUCCUUCAGUUGAUACACAGGCCGUCGGUGAAGUCCGUCUUGCAGGGUUUACUGAAGAAAAGACUCCUUACAGCUGAACACUGUAUUGCUAAAGUGAAGAGAAACUUCAGUAGUGUGGGUGUGUCAGUGGGUGGGGCCGGUGAUGAUGGGGUGGAGCAAACAGCCGUCAAAGUGUCUUUGAAAUGUCCAAUUACAUUCCAACGUAUUCUGCUGCCGGCGAGAGGUCACGACUGCAAACACGUUCAGUGCUUUGACCUGGAAUCAUAUUUAGAGCUGAACUCUGAGCGAGGAACAUGGAGAUGUCCUGUGUGCAAUAAAGCAGCUAUGUUAGAAGGUCUGGAGGUGGAUCAGUACAUGUGGGGAAUCCUGAAUACUCUUCAGAAUUUGGACUUUGAGGAGGUGAUGAUCGACCCGUCCUGCAGCUGGAGACCGGUACAGGUGAAAUCUGAGCCACACAUAAAAGAAGAUCCAGAUGGACUAAUAAACAAACGCUUUAAAAGCACCAGUCCCAGUCAGAUGGUUCUGCCUAAUGUGAUGGAUAUGAUCGCUCAACUGGGCCCAGGAGCUUCCUCAUACCAGAACCCACAACAACUAAACAACAGCAAUAACCAGUACAACAGUCCUGGUACUAAUCGUAACAGUUACCAGGGUCAUAGUAACUUUGGUGACUAUCCCCAUGGCAACCCUGCAUCAUCAUCAGUAAAUGAGUUCAUGCAUGGUCCACAACUCUCUCACCCCUCCACAGACAUCACACAGGAUCACACGCUACAGGAUAGAACGCCUCAUCCGAUUAACACAGAUCAAUCCCACAAUCCCCUGCAGCACAAUAUGCAUGGGCCUACCAACAGUCAACCGUUACAUCACAGCGGACCACCCCACCCCUGCAGACCGCCGCCCAACCAGCAGAACUCCGCCCCCAGCGGCCACAUGCACCCAAAGAUCUUUAACCCCUCGGGCAGUCUGGAGGGUCAGUGUGGGGGUCAGGGCAGCUCGGACAUCCCUGAAGCUUCUUUAGAUCUGCUUCCAGAACUGAUGAAUCCGGAUGAUCUUCUGUCCUAUCUGGAUCCUCUCGAUCUUCCCAGCAGCAGUAAUGACGACCUGCUGUCUCUCUUUGAGAGCACCUGAGACGGAGAGAGAAAGACUCACAGCUCUUCCAUACUUGACAAACAGAGAUGCACUUGCCAUGUUUUCUUCUUCUCCAGACUCCAGACUUGUGGUGGCCACGUCACGUUUCUUUUAUAUCACAAGUGUGAAUGCUAGUAAAUGUGUGCUAGCAGUUUUCUAUUCCUUUUUUACUUUGAUACAAAAGACAGACAAACAUUCGUCUGCUCUGAUGCUGUGUCCUGUUGAGACUCAAACUUCUGCUCUACUGAACACAAUCAUGACUGAGAUCUGAAGCAGAAGUGAAGGUUGUCUGUGAAUAAUGAAACAACUACAUUAAAGGUGCAGUGUGUAACUUUGAGAAGGAUCUCUUGACAGUAAUGCAAUGUAAUCUACAUAACUAUAUUAUCAGAGACCCUACAUAAUAAACUGUUAUGUAUUUAUUACCAUAGAAUGAGCCCUACCAUAGAACGGGUCCCCUUACAUGGAAGUCACCAUUUUGUGCCGCCAUGUUUCUACAGUAGCCCUAAACGGACAAACUGCUCAACAGAGUGUGUUUUGUCACUACUGCAUUUUGUCUGUAUACAACAUGUUUGUCCUGUGGCGGCUACCGUAGCUUCCUUCCUGCGUUUCGGUGAACAGUGGACUGAGUCGUUGGUUGCAAUUCACAAUCUCACUGCUAGAUGCCGCUUAAAUCUACACACUGCACCUUUAAGGUCUGGGUUUGAACGUUUUGUAAACGUUCUCCUGAAUGACUCCUUUUGUGUUUCAGGCAGGUCAGAAAGACAUAAAGGUUUAGGACAGCGUGAGGGUGAGUGAAUGACACAAUCUUUAUUUUUGGAGUAAAUAUUCCUUCACACAAAUAAGGGAAGAUAUGAAGGGAAAUUAGGAUUGGUGAGGAAGUCUGUCGCAAUAUCGGCUGCAAGCGUAAAGCGCUGAUCCCAAAAGGCAGCUUGUACUGAAAACAUUUGGGAAAGGUCAUGAAAGUUUUUGAAAAAUAUGAAAUUAGAAGAUGGUGAGCAAGAUUCUUGGACUGUAACAGAUCAUUUAAGCUAAUGUCCGCUGUACCGCCCCCUAUUCAUUUACACUGUGAAUCGCACAUUUCAGAAUUCAGCAAUAUAUUCAACAGUUGAGUUUCAGGCCUUAUAAUAACUCUUGACUAUUUCUGUGAAAACGACAACAAUUCAGAGCACUUGAGUAAAAACAGAGAUCAGAGAGAUGAAUGUUUGUCUAAAUGUUUGAUUCUUAUCUUGUUGCUGUUAUCUGUUGAGUACACUAAAUGACAAGCGUACUGUUCAGAAUGCAGUUGUAUUACUUUUGAGAAGCUCGUGUAAAUAUUUGUGAAUAAUUUUGUACGGUUUCUAAAUUGUCAUGUAUGUUUCUGCUGCAGCUGUGUGUGUUUGUGUAUAUUUGUGUGUGAUGUAGAAAUGGAGUAGUGUGUUUACUGUAAGAGAUGUGAUGCAGUAACAUCAUCUUAAGUCAUCCAGGUAUUCUAUGCAAACAUGUGUACACUGUCUGUAGUAUACAUGAUACAUACUGUACUGCAAAAUGAGUGUAAGUAGUGUAGUAUUCUGAACACAGAAGGUGUGUGUGUCUGUUUUAAUACGAUCCUGUCCCAUUCACACUGAGCAAUACAUACAAACUAAUAAUGUAUAAAGCUGUCAACGGCUCAGUCAAAUGAUAUUUUAUUGUAAUAUUCAUGUUAAUAUGAGAAUUAUUGUUAAUAAGUAAAUAUAGUAGCCUUAUGUGAGAAAAAUGUUUGAUUGUUUGUAGAAAAAGCUUUUUUUGUACAUUUCAUUCUGUUACAAUACAUUUUGGUAAAUUACUUUUUAUCAGUUUUCUUAAACUUGCACAGAGCUUUGUGUGAAUUUAAACAUGCAAAUACGGUCUAAUGAAUUUGAAUAUGUAUGACAGUCUUCCUUUAUUAUUAAGAGAGGUUUAAUUUUAAUAUCUGCCUAUAAACUGUUUAUGACUGAAAUAUGAACCAGAGAGUCACUACAUCAAAACUUGAACACUUUUACCAGGGCUUGUAAAGACGAGGGAGAUUUGUAGUGAACAAUCGCUGUUCUUAUGAUCUGAUGUAUGUUAUCAGAUAUAUGUUAAAAAUGUUUAAAGUGAACUCAAGAUAAUGGCUUUGUUUUCACACCGUGCAAACAGGUAAUAAAACAUUUAAUUGUGAGUAUCUGGACUCGGAUAAUAUUUUUAUAAUAAUUUUGACAUUGUAAAUCCGUCUGUUUAAAAAUAUGGAGGACGAAAAAUUACUUAUAAGUGUAUAUAAAUAAAUAAAUGCGUAAAUACA